AUGGCGAGUCAUCUUCUCCCUCCGUUUCCACUUGCAAGUACCUCCGAUGGUCAACUGCAGAUGCUUGGCCAGGUUCUGUGGAAUUGGGAGCUGUGUGGGGGCUGCAAUAAACAGCCCGUCUGCGCAUCAGUGGGUUGUCCGUGGAACCGAGCAAAGAGACUUGGUCGGUUCUGGGACUAUUACAAAGAGAUCACUGCCUCGUACGUUCCUGAGCUUCUUACCGAGAGCUCUCCAGCACUAUCAACACACGAGGAUCUUCUCAAUAUCCUUCGUUUACUCAAGGCGCAGCCCGAUACCCCACGAUCGCAAUUGACGCACGAGCAUUUCAGUCGUCGAGCAGACGAAGAAGGAAAAUGCCCUCCUAUCUCGGACCAGAACCGAGCUUUCAACCUCGCAAUCCGUGUUCUGCUUAUGGUCAACUGUACAGUCCCACAUCAGUACUCCGGAAUACUAGAAUCCGGAGAUCAGUGUGUCCCGUGGCACGGCAGCACAUCUAUCAGUCAAUUCAUAGCGGAAGCCUUUCCAAAGACAGAUCACCCUUAUCUGAACGACGUGGAGGGAUCUAUGAAGAGUGUAGACAUCAAGUAUGCCCUGAUGGCGAAAAUACUGAAACAACGAGCUGAGCUCCGGUUCGAGGCUACGAAUAACAUUUACAACCAUCUUAAAUUGGACCGUAAGCAGGGGGUUGUGCAGAUAUUCCAUCAUUCUGCCGUGUUGAAGGAGAAUCUUCGGGCAAGCCAGCACGUCCAGACUGCUGCAAAAAGUAGCGACUUUGUCAAGAGUGGAAACAUGCCACGACAGCUGGCGUUGGAGGCGUUGGACUCGAUUCAUAAGAUCCUCUUCCCACCGGACCCGGACUCUCAAUCUCUUCUUUCAUCUCUGGUGCUGAGAAGCUCCUUUGACGAAGACUGUCUGCGAUUCGAGUCCACAGCGUACCGCGCAGAUGACGAGAAGGACAUCAAUUUUCACUUUUUUGGUUCUAGGCUUGUUGCUCUGCAUGAUGAACUUGAGAGCCCAACACCCCGAGGCUGGCUUCAAAAGUGGCUGGAGAGAAAGAGCGGAGCCAGGUACGUGAUGAUGGCUACUCUAGUGGGGGUCAUGAUUGCAGUUAUACUAGGCAUCUUAGGAUUGGGGGUCACGAGUUUUCAGGCGUGGGUUGCUUACCAGCAGUGGAAGCAUCCUGUAACUCAGACUACACCCCCUAACUGA
This is a messenger RNA of Endocarpon pusillum Z07020, 1209 nucleotides long. RefSeq lists its product as uncharacterized. The record is from RefSeq and is a predicted model, not a curated record. The coding region runs from base 1 to 1209 and encodes 402 amino acids. The transcript is spliced from 2 exons. Lineage: Eukaryota; Fungi; Ascomycota; Eurotiomycetes; Verrucariales; Verrucariaceae.